UCAACACGGGUAGACUGGUGUGGAAAUAGGACGUUUCAUAAAUACCAAUGAUUGAAGUUACACUUUUCAUCAUUUAGGAAACAUCAGAACAUUAUUUGGUCGGUAUCGGCGUAUGUAACUAUCUUGGAGACCGCAUACAGUUAGCCAGCUAGUAAGUUUUUAGAUAAAGUUAGAUUCAAAUGUCGCUCCUUAGCUGGAUAGCCAACAAGUCAUGAUGGAGAAAAAGGACCAGGUACAGCUAAGGAACAACCCUCGCAGGCAAUUAAAGAAGCUUAGUGAGGAUAGUUUGACCAAGCAGCCGGAAGAAGUGUUUGAUGUUUUGGAGAAACUGGGAGAGGGGUCUUAUGGCAGUGUGUUCAAGGCCCAUUUUAAAGAGACAGGAGAGAUUGUGGCCAUUAAGCAGGUUCCUGUGGAGUCAGACCUGCAAGAGAUCAUUAAAGAGAUCUCUAUUAUGCAGCAAUGCAACAGUCCACAUGUUGUGAAGUAUUAUGGCAGUUACUUUAAGAACAGUGACCUGUGGAUUGUAAUGGAAUAUUGUGCAGCUGGUUCUGUGUCUGACAUUAUCAGACAACGCAACAAAACGUUAAUAGAGGAUGAAAUAGCUGCUAUACUACAAUCCACUCUGAAAGGACUGGAGUAUCUGCACUUCAUGAGGAAGAUUCACAGAGACAUCAAAGCUGGAAACAUUCUGCUGAACUCAGAGGGACAAGCUAAACUGGCUGACUUUGGUGUUGCAGGACAGCUGACUGACACGAUGGCAAAACGGAACACAGUCAUAGGCACACCCUUCUGGAUGGCCCCAGAGGUGAUUCAGGAGAUUGGCUAUAACUGCGUAGCAGAUAUCUGGUCUCUGGGUAUUACUGCGAUAGAGAUGGCUGAAGGGAAACCACCAUAUGCAGACAUACAUCCUAUGAGGGCAAUAUUCAUGAUUCCUACAAAUCCUCCACCAACCUUUCGGAACCCUGACCAGUGGUCAGAACCUUUCAGGGACUUUGUCUCACAGUGCCUGGUGAAAAACCCUGAGAACAGAGCAGCAGCCACACAGCUCCUACAGCACCCAUUUAUAAAGGGUGUGAAGCCCAACAGUGUCCUGAGAACACUGAUUACGGAAGCUAUGGAAUUCAAACUGAAAAAACAGGAGGCUCAGCAUAGAGAGCAGGAUGCCGAGGAUGAAGAUAACUCGGAUGACGAUGAAGUGGAUCGGGGUACAAUGGUGAGGGCUGGAGCUUCUGACAUGGGAACCGUCCGUGCAGCUGGUUCCCUGGGCAGCACACCAGGAACUAUGAUCGAGCAUGAUGGCACAAUGGAGUUGCAGCUCGGCACCAUGGUUAUAAAUUCAGACGAUGAGGAUCCAGGCACCAUGAAACACCAUGAGGAAACAGUACAUCAAGCUAAGCCAUCGUUCCUUGAGUAUUUUGAACAGAAAGAGAAGGAAGCCAUCAAAAACAGUGACAAUGACAGUCGUAAAUUGCCUGCAGAAGAGAACAUAGACACAAUGCGUUCCUGGAGUGUGGAGGAAUUGAGGAGACGUCUGGCUUCUCUGGACCCUCAGAUGGAGCAGGAAAUUGAGGAGAUCCACCAGCGCUACCAGGCCAAACGCCAGCCCAUUCUUGAUGCUAUUGAGGCCAAGAAGCGUCGACAGCAAAACUUCUGAGUCAUUCUUGAACUGGCCGGAGGAGGCAUUAACGAUUCCAGUUUGCUUAUGAUACUGUCAGUUACCUAUGAAGGUACUUCUGAAAGUUCACCGAACCACUCGUUGCUACCCUGCGAUUUCUUUUAGCUUAAUUUAUCCACUUAUUGCUGAAUUUAUUUGUUUAUUUUUUAAUCUUAAUGCUGUAUUUCCACUGCUGUUGGUACUAGACGGGUGGUACAAGUGGACUCAGAAAAAACAGGUAACAAGAUUUUCUGUGAUACACUGUAGCCUUUAUGUUUACAGCUUUUUCACGUUGCCCAUUUUUUGUCUUUUAGAAACAUUACUUUGGUUACUUUGGCAUGCAUGUGUGUUUUGCCAACUGUUUAGUAUGAAGAUUACUUAAUGAUGAAUCUGCCAUCUAUAGGUUUAAUGCAAUAGCAUUACUCGUAAAGCGUAGGUGGUAUUUAAAUUAUUUGGAUAUUCUAAAUGUUGGAAUUUUCUAAAGCAGGGGUCUUCAUCUGUGGGUUCAAGUCUACAGAGAGGGUAUAACUAUGCAUCUUAGUUCAAAUGCUAAUCUAACCUGCUUAAAGAUAUCUCCUUUAAAUUGUUUGUAGGAGCAAUGUAAUUUUCCAGUGAUUCUACACAUUAUGAUGCCGCCAUACUGUACUAAGUUCUGUGCUAAAUCUAUUUUAAACAUGGCUGCCUCCAUGUGGGAGACCUGUUCAAUUGAGUAUGAACUGGUUCAUUUUAUUCAUCUUAUGGGAAUUGCACUUUAUAUAUAUAAAAAAAAAAAUUCAUAAAUAUUGUUUGCUACUGUUUGGUGAUAAAAAUGACAUAUUGCUCCUUUAAAAAUGACCGUCAUCUGUUCAAGAGUUGGAAUGUCAAGCUGCCUUCUUGUCCACUGUUGUUUAAAGAUAUCACAUUAUUUCACUUCAACACAUUAUACGUGUUGGCAUAACACCAGCACAGAUUAUUUACAAUAUUAGACCACUGAAACAAAGCCUGGACUGUGUUUGGUAAGAUGUCCUUUUGUAUUAGAUUUUUUACAAUUUUUACUGCCUGUGCAUUCGAUAAGGUAUGGCAUCUUUUUUUUUUUUUUUUCCUUCUUUUUUGUCUGGGUAAUAACUGUACCGCCUCUUACUUGAGGGACCAAUUUCAGGGGUUCUGUCAUUUUUUCUAGAGAAUUUCUAGAGGCGCUAGGGUUCAUAAAUGUUUGGUGAUAAAUAGUUCUGCAGUGAAUUAAUUGGCCAUAACCACAGCUAAAUGCUUAACUAGAUAUUUAGCAGAUGCUGCAGGGGCAUGUUUGCAGGAUGACAAGUAUGGGGAGCCAUUGGAACCCACACCAUUACUCAAAUCCACAGUAACAUUGUUGUGACUAGAUGUCUCUGAGGGGCUCAAGACCUCUCUUCUUGAGACUACAUUCCAUCUGAUCAAGACCAAGAACUCACUUCUAAUAUGAAACUUGCACAUUGUCUUCAUAGAUGGGACAAAUUAUACAACUUGUAUGAACAUAUCCUCCAUCCAGUAUCUUGCAAGUACUUGUGCUUGUGACUACUCACUGGAAGUGAACAAUCACUGGAAACAAAGGGCUCAUCCACUAUUGUCUGUCAUGGCUACAAGUUCAUGAUUUUGGUCUGCAGUCUUUGCAAUGAAAAUAUGAAAUAGAAAAAUGUCAUUCUGUUUCAGAAUCCUUGAUAAACUGGUACAACUGUUCCAUUCUUCCACAUUUUCAUACUAAAGUCUUUUUUACUUGUUCAUGCUGGAAUUCUAUAGGUUGGUGAUAAAAAAAAAAAAAACAUUAAAAAAAAAUGGUUUAUUCUUUUAUACAUUGUAAGGUUUGAGGAAGCUAUGACAUUUUGUUUAGCUGUUUUAAAUCUUAUUUACAAAUACAUAUAAUGUCUGUUUUCUAGCAGGAGUUUGCAUGAAAGUGCAAAUUAGACUCAGGUUUGAUUGACUCAGGAUAUUUUUCUAUGGUAUAAGUAACUCUUAACUACUGAUUUGUGACAUAUUCAAAAGAUAUAUGUAUUUAAAUUGCAUUUUUAAACAUCUAAUCGUAUAACCCAUAUUAAAUUCGACUCGGUGACUUGCCCCGUAAAAACACUGGAACUUCAUACGACAUGGCCACAAAGCAAUAUAUGGCCAGUAGUUUGCCGUAGUAUGGUAGGAGUGCUAAGAACCGUGCGGAUAGGUUCUUGACAUACCUUCCGUAGAGGUAAAUACAAAAAAAAAGAUUUGCUGGGUGUAACCAUGCAUGUAUACAUGCUUUUUUUUCUUCUUUUUUUUCUUUGCAUGAAUACCUAAAUGACUUAUCCAGGGUUAUUUUUAUUUGUAUGUUUGUUUUGUUCUCCUUUUUUGAGCCUGUUACCACAUGUAGUUAAGUGACUUUUGAUGACUUUUUCAUAAGCGGGUUUGUUUUUAAAUCUUUACAAUUGUAUUGAAUAUAUCUUUGUUUCUUACAUACAAUGUGAAUAAAAAAACAAUGCUGGUACAUGUCAUCUGUACUGACGUUGGUCCAGAGAAAGGGUUUUGUAAUAUCUGUGCCUUAAAUUAUGCAAAAUCUAUUUGCAAAUGUAUUAAAUGUGUGAGGGUUUUUUUUAAGUGUGAAUAAUAAACCAGAUUCUUGAUCAACACUGUCA
Electrophorus electricus (electric eel) is the source of this 4269-nucleotide messenger RNA. RefSeq names its product serine/threonine-protein kinase 3/4-like. The record is from RefSeq and is a predicted model, not a curated record. Gene Ontology annotation, biological process: protein phosphorylation; signal transduction. Gene Ontology annotation, molecular function: ATP binding; protein serine/threonine kinase activity. Gene Ontology annotation, cellular component: cytoplasm. NCBI's taxonomy places the organism in Eukaryota, Metazoa, Chordata, Actinopteri, Gymnotiformes, Gymnotidae.